UCAUGGCGACGGCUGUCGCUUAGCAACGGCUUGGUUUCGUUUCUGGCACAUCUUGAACUGGCGUGUGGACACCAUGGCUGAAUCCGAAGGACUCUGGCAAGAUCGAGAUAUCAGAUUCGAUAUCUCAAACCAAGACCUCCAAUAUGGUGCUGGGGAAGAACAAAUUGACAGGCUUCCAAAUGUGGAAGACACCAAGGGUAACAGUGGAGACAAAGGAACAUUGUAUGUCACAAACUUACGGAUUAUCUGGCAGUCCCUUGCUAGGCCAAGAGUAAACCUCUCUGUUGGAUUCAAUUGCGUCACAGGAAUAUCAACGAGAACUGUUAAUUCCAAAUUAUGCGGAAUCGCCGAAGCACUCUACAUUAUGACAAAGUCCAACAGCACUCGUUACGAAUUCAUAUUUACCAACAUGAGCCAGAUCAUGGAGCAGCCACGCCUUAUCGCAUCUGUCCUCAACACUUUCAAGGCAUACAGUGCCACCAAGCUGUACCGUGACCUGCACCUGCGUGCUGCACUUCUGCACAAUCGCCAGCUGCGACUGCUACCCAUGGAGCAGCUGUGCAGCCAGGUGAACGGAGUGUGGAACCUGUCCAGCGACCAGGGUAACCUGGGAACCAUGCACAUCACCAACGUGCGCAUCGUCUGGCACGCCAACAUGAACGAGUCUUUCAACAUCAGCUUGCCCUACCUGCAAGUGGCUGCCAUAAAAACGCGGGAAUCAAAGUUUGGCACAGCACUGGUCAUUGAGACAACAGACAGGAGUGGCGGUUAUGUACUUGGCUUCAAAGUGGACCCCAUGGAGCGACUGCAGCACAUCUACAAAGAGCUGUCUAGCCUCCUGAAGGUGCACAAGACCAAGCCAAUCAUGGGAGUGGACGUCUUCAUGGAGAAGCAGACAGCAGACGAGGAGGCCGUGACUCAAGACACAGGACCCGAAAUACAAGACGAGCCCGAAGUGAACAGUGCAGACGGAACUCACUAUGAUGCCUUUGCUGCCUACCUGGCAGACGGUGGUCACGAUCGUGACCGCGAGGUUGUGCUCAGCCCCGAGCUAGGUCUUGCUGUGGAAAAACUGCCCGAAGGUUUCACACUUGCUAGCCUCUGGGAAGUGCUGCCGCCCUCAUCCUGAGCCUACCAGUCACUCAAGGCC
Messenger RNA from Rhipicephalus sanguineus (brown dog tick), 1150 nucleotides. RefSeq names its product Bardet-Biedl syndrome 5 protein homolog (gene BBS5). The record is from RefSeq and is a predicted model, not a curated record. NCBI's taxonomy places the organism in Eukaryota, Metazoa, Arthropoda, Arachnida, Ixodida, Ixodidae. Gene Ontology annotation, molecular function: phosphatidylinositol-3-phosphate binding. The transcript is spliced from 11 exons. Bases 74 to 1129 code for a protein of 351 amino acids. Gene Ontology annotation, biological process: cilium assembly; intracellular transport. Gene Ontology annotation, cellular component: BBSome; ciliary basal body.